AUGGGUAGAAUUUUAUGGAUUUUUUCGAUUGCCUUCAUUCUUUUCAACGUGUUACAUAUCGUUGGUAGCGACCGGGUGACUAGAAAUGUGGAAGUGACGGCGGAAGAGGAAAAGAUACGGGACAAAUUGGGAUAUGAGGCGAUCAGAGAUAUCCACAGAGACAUGGACGAUGAUCACUCGGGAUCGAUUGAUCGGAAUGAGUCGACUGGGUUUAUGAAAGAGGACAUGCAAAUGCGUGGAUCCGAACGAACACGACGGGAGAAUAAGUUCCAUGGGGACGACGACGCGAUAACUGUCGAUGACUUGUGGGAGGCGUGGUUUGAGAGUACAGAGAGGACGUGGACUAAUGAAAGACUCGUCGAAUGGCUCAUCAACGACGUCAACCUUCCCAGCGUCGUCGACGCCGUCAAAAUCAAGAAAAUCGAUGGAAAAAUUCUGCCACGUUUCGCCUCGCCCAGCUCCGAUUUUCUCAAUAAAGAGCUUGGCAUCAAAUCUUCCGUCUACCGCCAGAAACUUCGUCUGAAUUCUCUCGACGUUGUUCUUUUCGGAUACAAGGAUAAUAAUAACCGAACGAAAGAUAUUCUAUUAGCACUGCUGGCGCUUCUCCUGACUUCUUUGAUAUUUUUAUAUGUCAGACAGAAACAGAAAGCACAGCAGAAAGUGAACGAAUUGUCGAGUAAGCUGACAGAGCUGAAAUCGAUGGAAUCAGAAUUCGAAGACGUGCAGAAAAUGUUGAGUGACGAGAGGUCGAAACGAUCGAUAUCCGAUGGAAUUGUUAGUCGAACAGAGAUGGAGAAUCUACGUGUACAACUGGAAGAAGCGGAACGUCGUCUGGAAGCCAACUCGAAUGGAUCCGGAACCCCACUUGCCCUUCAGCCACUUCUCCGACGAACUUGCGAGAAUGAGAUGGCAUUUUUGGAGAAACAACGUCAAGACUGCUUUAAGGAAAUGAAGGAGGCGAUUGAGAUGGUGGAUAGGCUGCAGAAGAAACAGGGAAGUGUGCUGUCAUCGUUGAAAUUGGCAACGGGAGCCGCCUCCACGUCGGAUCAAGUGGAUUCGAAGAUUUUUGCGUUGAAAAAUCGAAUGGAAAAAAUUCAUACUCUAACCCGAGAGACGCAGGAACGAUGGAUGCAAAUCGAGUCGUUAUGCGGCUUCCCGCUUCUUUAUUUGAAUGAAACCGAACACAUCAAUAGAACCGCCGCCGCCUCGUCCCACUUCUACAACAAUAGUCAGGAAGGUUCAUCGUCUUCUGGAUCUUUAUCGAAUGCGAAUUCGGGAAGUGUACAAAAUCAUAAUUUGGUGAAAAAAGUGGUUCAGCCAGCACCUAUCCCACAACAGCAACCAUCAACGAUCGCCUUCGUGCCGACCGGAAAAAGUGAUAGCAUACAUUCUGAAGACGUGUCGCCCGUGUUAGAAGAUCAUAUUACGAUUCCGAGGAGUUUAACGCAAGACCUGCAAGAAGAUAUGCAAUCGAUAAUUUCCAACUCGACAAACGGCACGUCAUCUGGAAUAAAAAAGAAAAAAGGAAUCCUGCCAAAGCUUUUCCGUCGGAACACGUCGAAGUCUAGUAGCCUUGGUGGCAAUUCUGUUAAUUAA
Molecule: messenger RNA, 1596 nt
Organism: Caenorhabditis remanei
Lineage: Eukaryota; Metazoa; Nematoda; Chromadorea; Rhabditida; Rhabditidae
Exons: 10
Coding region: 1-1596 (531 amino acids)
Biological process (GO): activation of store-operated calcium channel activity; store-operated calcium entry; intracellular calcium ion homeostasis
Cellular component (GO): plasma membrane; endoplasmic reticulum
Molecular function (GO): protein binding; calcium ion binding; calcium channel regulator activity
Source: RefSeq, a predicted model, not a curated record